AUGCUCUGCCAACAAGUGAAGUUCGAGUUCACAAUGAAGAAGACGUCGACUCUCCUCCUUCUCUACCUAUUCGGAGUUCUUGCUGUCAUGGCACUUUGUGCAUCCACAGUGGUGGCAGCUCCACACAAGUCGGGCAGUCCAAAUGCGAAGAAGGUGCAUGAGGCGGCACAAAAGGCGCAUGAGGAAAUGAUGGCCCAUGAGGAGAUGAUGGGCAAAAGCAUGCAUACUUCGAUGGAAGGGCACUUCAAUAUGCCAAUGCAUACAAAGAAUUUGGACGUGGCAGUGGGGAAGAAGUGCCAUGAGGCGAAGAAGGAGCAUGAAGUGAAUAAGGAACAUGAGGGGAAGAAGGGCCAUGAAGGGAAGAAAGCACACGAGGCGAAGAAGGAACAUGACGCAAAAGGUGAGCAUGAGGAGAUGAUGGGCAAAAGCAUGCAUACUUCGAUGGAAGGGCACUUCAAUAUGCCAAUGCAUACAAAGAAUUUGGACGUGGCAGUGGGGAAGAAGUGCCAUGAGGCGAAGAAGGAGCAUGAAGUGAAUAAGGAACAUGAGGGGAAGAAGGGCCAUGAAGGGAAGAAAGCACACGAGGCGAAGAAGGAACAUGACGCAAAAGGUGUGCAUGAGGAGAUGAUGGGUAAAAGCAUGCAUACUUCGAUGGAAGGGCACUUCAAUAUGCCAAUGCAUACAAAGAAUUUGGACGUGGCAGUGGGGAAGAAGUGCCAUGAGGCGAAGAAGGAGCAUGAAGUGAAUAAGGAACAUGUGGGGAAGAAGGGCCAUGAAGGGAAGAAAGCACACGAGGCGAAGAAGGAACAUGACGUAAAAGGUGAGCAUAAGGAGAUGAUGGGCAAAAGCAUGCAUACUUCGAUUGAAGGGCACUUCAAUAUGCCAAUGCAUACAAAGAAUUUGGACGUGGCAGUGGGGAAGAAGUGCCAUGAGGCGAAGAAGGAGCAUGAAGUGAAUAAGGAACAUGUGGGGAAGAAGGGCCAUGAAGGGAAGAAAGCACACGAGGCGAAGAAGGAACAUGACGCAAAAGGUGAGCAUAAGGAGAUGAUGGGCAAAAGCAUGCAUAAUUCAAUGGAGGAGCACUUCAAUAUGCCAAUGCAUGCAAGGAAAUCGAAUGUGCCAGUGGGGAAGAAAGGCCAUGAGGCGAAGAAGGAACAUGAAGUGAAGAAGGAACAUGAGGCGAAGGGGGAGCAUAAGGAGGAGCAUUGCGAUAAGCCAAUGCACCCAAAGAGACCGGAUGGCCCACAUGCGAAGGAGGCCUAUGAAGCGAGACUUGAAAAGUGCAAGCAGUCACCGAAGGUUGAGCAUUGUAAGAUGCUGGCUCGUUUCUUUGUCUACCACGACUGCAUGGACGCCGAGGAGUCCUGUGCCUUCGACCAUGGCAAAGAUGGCUGCAUGGAGAGAACUCUUGAGUGCAUUGAGAAUGUAGUUGGAACCGACUAG
This is a messenger RNA of Rodentolepis nana, 1443 nucleotides long. NCBI's taxonomy places the organism in Eukaryota, Metazoa, Platyhelminthes, Cestoda, Cyclophyllidea, Hymenolepididae. The record is from the annotation of a GenBank genome assembly.